Pristis pectinata (smalltooth sawfish) is the source of this 3210-nucleotide messenger RNA. Its product is annotated as Golgi integral membrane protein 4-like. The coding region runs from base 122 to 2113 and encodes 663 amino acids. Gene Ontology annotation, cellular component: Golgi membrane; Golgi apparatus. The record is from RefSeq and is a predicted model, not a curated record. NCBI's taxonomy places the organism in Eukaryota, Metazoa, Chordata, Chondrichthyes, Rhinopristiformes, Pristidae. The transcript has 14 exons.
UACAAAUUCCGCCCCCAGCCUCUCAGAUGAGUGGCUGCAAAGUGUACGCGGGUUCAGCCGCGCCGCAGCUGAUUGGACAGUUUCAGUGUCAAUCUCGUUACUUCCUAAAUGUAUCAAGUUAAUGUGGAUCGGAGCUGAGUCGCGGGGAUUUCGCUCCGCCGAGCUUUCCGGACGCAUUUGUUUAUCUUCAUUUGGGUGUCUCGCUGCAGGGGAAACCGAGGGGGACGGGAACGGGGAUCGCGUCCCGGCUGCUCAACCCCAUCACACCAAUGAUUGCAUAGUGCGAUCGUUGGGUAAAUCUUCCACCAUGGGCAAUGGGAUGUGCUCCAGGAGACAGAAGGGGCUCCUCCAAACGGGAUUCUGUGUCCUAGUUGUACUUUGUUCUGGGUUCGGGUUGUACACCUACACCUACCUGAAGGAAAACGUGCGAAGCGCCGAAAUGUUGGCCCAGAAAUACAAGCAACAGCAGGAAUCGGUCUCGGCUCAGUUACAAGUUGUGUAUGAGCAUCGGUCGAGGCUGGAGCGCUCUCUACAGAAGGAACGAGGCGAGCACAAAAAGACAAAGGAAGAUUUUCUAGUGUAUAAAUUGGAAGCUCAAGAGUCAUUGAACAAAGAAAAGCAAGAUGCCAUGAAUCGCUACGGUGCUCUAAGUUCCCAGCAUAAGAUACUGAAGAACCAACACGAUGAGAUAAAGAGGCAGCUUGUGGAGCUGCAGCUGCAGCACAACAGCCUGCAGCUGGAACACAGGAAGGCAGCAGAGGCCCACAGCCAGCAGUACCUGCAGCUUCAUCAGCAGAAGGAGCUGGAGAUCAGCAACCUACAAGACAACAUCCUAAAGCUGAGGCAGGAGAGCAGACAGCUACGGAAGGCUCACCAGGAGAUGCACGACCAGCUGGCGAAGGCCCAGAGUCAGGUGGAAGAGUUCAGGCAGCUGAAGGAAGCUCUCAACGGGAUGCCAAGUUUCAAAAACCCUGGACAAAAGCCAGCCGUACCGCAAGAACAGAAUCCGGCAGGACACAGGCAUCCCUGGGACCCUGCAAGCAGCCAGUCAAAGGUCGCUGAACAGAAGCUUCCGCCAGUGGAAGGGCCGGUGGGUGGGGCAGAGCGUGCGGCGACUCCCAGGAGACGCAGAGAACAAGAGGCAAGGGAAGCUGCAGGCCAAUUCAACGAGGCACUGCAGGACCGUCCGGCACUGAAGACCGCGCCCACCUGGGAGAUGAAGGACCAACUCCGCCCACAAGAGGAAGGAGCCAGUCACGUGCCUCGGAUCACCAGGACGGUGAAUAACCUGCAGCCCGAGAACCAGGGUGCAAAGACAUUGGCCAAUGGCCUGCACCGGACACUUGGUGGCACCACUGAGCAAGAUCACCAGCUGGAGAGAAAUGUGGCUGCUCAGCAACAUGAGCAUUUCCUGUCCAGUGAGCUGCAGCCGGAGGGCCGCCCAAUCAGCCGUCAGAAGCAGGUGAAGAGGUGGGAUGAGAUUAUUAACGAUGUGAACAGAGACGCCGAUUUUAGACUGGACAGCCAAACAGAGCAGCGUCACUCUCCCCACCUGGAGAACAGCCAAGCCCCUCCGGCAACUCCCGCGAAGUUCAUCAGGAACCACUGGGCUCCCGGACAUGGAAAUGCCAACUGGAGUCUGGACCGUGUGAGCGACAGGAGGGAGGAGCCUGAGGAGGAACGUGAGAUGAUGGACAAUAAAUUGGAGGAAGUGGGGAAAAUUGAUGCAGGAAAGCUGUUUGCACAUGCCAUGUCAUCUCGGAGACAGCUGAUUCCACAGGAGCCUCUGAUUCCAGAUAUUGAUCAGGACCCUGCUCAGGAUCCCAAUAACCAGGGGGAGGAUGAGUUUGAAGAGGCUGAACUGGAGAGGCCGGGCUUUGCAGCGAAGGAGCAUCAGCUGCUGAUCAAGCCGGGUGCCAAGAAUGUCGCUGCAGCAAGUAAAGAAGGAGCUAAUGUUAUGGAUGAAUACCAGGAAGAUCAGGAGGCAGAAAAUGAGGAUAAUGGAGGCGAGAUGGAUGAUGACCACGAAGACCCUGACAUCGCUCACAAAGACAACAUUGAAGAGGAGGCUGGAAUCCCAAAUGAUGAAGCCAAUAAGGAAGAAGAAUAUUGAAUCCAGAUGUAGACAGAGUACAGUGCUAUGAACUGGGGAUGGUUUCUUAUUCCACAAGUGAGGAGAUGGAGAGCUCAAUUAAGGAAUGAAGCUGUUGAUGAGAGCAGAUCCUGUCCCAGCGGAUUUCUCUAAACAAUAUGAACUGCAAGACGGAGGCAGACUUUGGUAUCUGAACUGUAGUUUUUCCAUUUGACAACUUGACCCCAAUGACUUUGUCUAACAGAAUUUAAGUAUCAAUUGAUGCUUGGCUUUGUCUAAGCAUAUGAUUUGCCCAAAGGUAAUGGACUUGGUGAAAAUUUAGCUCCGGAGAACAGUUUGUCAAGUGGAGUCUGAACACCGUCCCAUUAAUGGUCCCACUUUGAGUAAACCAACGGACAACUAAACAGAUGGUUCGGUGGAAUAAAAGGAAAUUAAAGUGAUAAAUAUGUCAUACACUGUGUUCAUUUCUCUGUAAUGCAUCAGAAUGCAUUUUUUUUAACAGUAUAAUUUCUGGAAAAUAUAUAAUUUUCACAUGUCUGCAAUUGAUCUGAAAUUGAGAAGGAACAACCCCACAGAAUCUAUGAAGAAUGAUCGAUCCCUUGGAGAUGGAGGAGAAGAAUAAACCCUUUGGGGGCUGUGGUACAAUAUGGAAUGACUCUUUUGACCUGCUGAAUUUGUUCUUUGCUUCUUUACAGUAUAGUGGGCAGUACGUUUUGCCAUGUCAGCUAAGACUACUUUACUUUUUAAGGGGAAUUCACAAAGAUUGGCCUCUUCACUUCCUUCUGUUUUCUGUUCUACAAUCCAUAAAUUUAUAACCCCAGAUCAUGUGUCAUCUACUGGCUCCACUUGCAUCACCAUCGUUCCAAGUGAUCAAUGCCUUGACCUCCAUGUGGAUUUAAACCAAAACUGUAGUUCCUCUCGGCUGCUGCCAAGUAAUUUCUGCAUCAUUCCCGAGCUGGUCAGCAGCACUAACUCACCACUUCUCACACUGUUCUCAUUCACCUGGUGGAGCCGGCCAGGAACAGGAGAUCCGGUCACACCUCUUAGUAUGGAUGGGUGCAUUUACCUGUCUCAUGAAUCCAAUGAGACCAUAAUAAAUAAAGCCAUGAUUGAUUCUG